This is a messenger RNA of Priapulus caudatus, 3996 nucleotides long. RefSeq lists its product as uncharacterized. The record is from RefSeq and is a predicted model, not a curated record. The transcript has 3 exons. NCBI's taxonomy places the organism in Eukaryota, Metazoa, Priapulida, Priapulimorpha, Priapulimorphida, Priapulidae. Bases 558 to 2735 code for a protein of 725 amino acids.
GUGCAAGUCGCGGAACCCUCUAUAGACAUUGAAUCUGUGGUCAUUUAUCGUGAAAAAAACGUACGGCUUAUAUAUGCACCGAAACUCGUCUACUUCCAUGUUGACUUAGGAAUGCCGUCUAGACAAACAAACUACUGGCAAACCGCAACGAUUCUUAUCGCCAUGUUUAAUGGUCUCUUCGCAUCGCAAAGCACGGGGGCAAUGCUCUCUAUAGGGGGUUUUGCGGGUCUGUAUUCGCGCGCCAGCGAGGCUCAAUGUGAGUUUUCUUCUAUCUGAGCGCAAUAGAAGCAGCUGCUGUUGCCAAUCUCCAAUAAGCGCUGUUCAAGUGUGAUUUAUUGCAAUUUUUAAGGUUAUCAUUAUACGAUAAAAAUAUUGAUUGUCGUCCUUAAAGUAAAUGCAUAUGACAAGAUUUUAUGCUUCAAGGAGGAAGAAAAAUAGCGAAAAGCGAGAGUGAUAGAAAGAGAGAGAGAGAGAGAGAGAGACCAAGCAGGAGUCGACUAGUCUAACCUUUCCCGGACAGUGACAGAUUACUUCGCUUAGCUUCAACGCUUGCAUCGAUGCGUGUGAGAAUAGCUCCUGCAAAGUCAUGUGGACGGCUGCCGUUCGCCUGCAGAAGAACUGUCGCUGUCAUUGCCGCAGUAUUUUGCAUCACUGCCCUGUGCUUGACAAUCUACUACGACCACGGCUCAUCUACUGGUGCGGGGCUAUGGCCACAGGAUGCCGAGGACCAGGAGGUGGGAGAGAAGUGGGAUAUGGUUGACCCGGAUGUCCACUCUGAGCGAUGGAUCGUGGUGACCUCGGUCAACCAACCUACGGAGGACAUCCGCAAAAUGGCGUCGAUGUCAGACUGGAAGAUGGUCGUUGUAGGCGACAAGAAGUCACCGCCCGACUGGAGUUUUCGUGAUACGGGCUACGAUGAGGAAAUAGUAACGAGAUGUUGGUCACGACAGAAGAUGCGGAGAUUCCUAAACCCGUAUGCCCACUUUGGACAGCCUACAAUAUGGCCUCGUGGAUUCCCACUGGGGGAAAUUGCUUUAAACGUAGAAAUGAAAUACGCUUUCUGCAAGUUCAAAACGCCGGUUAUUCAGCAAGGCAUUGUGAACGGCGACCCGGACGUGGAUGCCAUUUUUAGAUUAACUAGGAAGAAAGUGGGCCUAAGACUUAACAUAACAUUCGAUGGAACUGCCCCACCAGUUGUUCUUUCUCCUGGCACGUUCUCGCCGUUCAACUCACAGAACACGCUGUUCCAUCACGCGGCGUUCUGGGGUCUUCUGCUCCCGGUGACAACAACGUCACGAGUAUGCGACAUCUGGCGAGGUUACUGGGUGCAGAGACUGCUGUGGGAAACUGGUGACCAACUUGCCUUCUUCGGACCCACGAGUUUUCAACGUCGAAACUCGCAUUCAUACAUGAACGAUGCUAGCGACGAAGCAGACCUGUACUACAAAAGUAAUAGUCUCGUAGACCUGUUGCUUGAUUACCAGUGCAAGGCAGACGACAUCUAUAUUUGUAUGAUAGAACUUACCAACGAAAUGGUUAGGCACGACUUCAUACAGCUCGACGAUGCUUUGUUAAUGAGAACGUGGAUAAACGAUCUCAAGGCUGUCGGUUACAAACCGCCAGCCAAACAACGGAGAACUGACGAAGUAAGAAAUAAUAACUGUCGUGCGGAGCAGGAUAAGGGCGUGGAGGUGCUAUUCGAACCGCGCCCGCAGCCUACAUCACUCAUCCACUCACCAUCUCCAAAAAGAGUUCUUCAGAACGAGGCUGCAAUUAAAUCGCUGCAGCGGAAUAUUUGUCCAUCAUUCGUACAACCGCGGUCACGGGUUCCACAAUCCGGCUUGCUCUUUGAUGACAUAUUGCUCAUCAUAAUUUUUAAUGGUUACCAUACCGAUACAAUUCCCAUUCUCGAGGUCAUGUACCGUCCCAGCUUCCCCAAUAUUCUCUACUGUGGCGAAUUCCGCCCAGAACAAGAUAACCGCACUUUCGCAAACAUCAAAUAUUCGUAUUAUGCCGUUCCAAAGAUGGGGCUAGACGGGUAUAACUCAUACGAAUGCACGAUCGGAGCCAUUAGAAUGGGCUACAAUGUCUCCGGGUUUCUCGUCAUAGGGGACGACGUCCGGUUAAAUAUCCAACAAUGGACUAAUCUAAAUAGGUCAGCAUCAAUGUUUCAGGACAUGCCGACCACCGACGUUCAAAGUAAAAUGGACUGCCGAAGAAAUGAGCCAAAGAAAUGCGACCUUCCUUCUAAAAACUGGCUCGUAAAGGUUUAUCACAAAGAGGUGAUGCGCACUCUUAAUCGCCUGAAAUCUUCACCAACAACAAGCUUGGAAUAUCGCUGUUAUAAUAAUCUCGUCACAGCAAAUAGGGGCGAGUACCGUGUUAAUAAUGAGCUGUCUGACGUCUACUACAUUCCCAAACGACUAGCCAGCGACUUUUCCACGUUAGCAUCUCUGUUUGCAGAAGAGGAAGUGUUUGUAGAGAUUGCCGUCCCAACGCUAAUUCGAUGUUUAGACAAGCCUGGAAAUGUAGAGAAGGUGAAUCCCUUAUAUUUAAUGGGGAAGAUUAGAACUGAGGAUGCGCCGUUGACUCACUGGGAGGAAAGCCUUAACUAUCAUUCUUUUCAUCCGUAUAAAUUGAGCCCCGUGCUGAGGAAGGACAGGUCGCACGUGCAGCAUUUCUGCAAACAGGUUCUACCGCAAAUGAGCAGCUGCCGGCCGACAUACUGGCAUUGAUAAGUGACCCCUUGAUUGACCCCUUAAUUGAUUAGUGUGAACCACUUCAGCCGGCGCGUAGGUUGUUGAUGAGUUUACGAGCGCGUACUGUGAGCAAUUCGCUACGUCUCCAAGAAUAUCGAGAAUACUAGCACUGCACAGCCUAGGCUACUGCUACUAUAUUGUAUUCAGCAAGCGGGGGCAAUAGGAUGUGAGGUUUGGCACGUCACACCUGGCGCAUGUAGGAGUGGUUGACGCGGCGCGCAACGACAAUGGACGGGCACGCUUCCCGCAUCGCCUUGCGCUAGGGAUAGGUGACGCGACGCACGCACCUACGAGCAGGCAUAGCUUGCUGCGUUCCGUCAAGGUCUGGUUUUGCCUAAGUAGUUUCUGCUACUCUACGUUGCUACAAUCUGCUAUUUGCUACAAUCUGCUAUUUGCUACUAUCUACUGGUUGUCACAAGUCUACGCUGCUACAAGAUCCGGCACGGAGAUCUUCAGCACUUAAAAUCACAGUACAACAAUUGGUGGAGGAUCAUGGUCGUUCUGCAUUAGCUACCUCUACCCAGCUAAUCCCCCAGCGGAAGAAGAAGAAGAGCGAAAGAAGAAGAAGAUGAGAAGAGAACCAGGCCUUCCAAUCGUCCAGCGGAAAAGGGAGAAGCAGACGGAGAAGAUGGAGAAGAAAGAACUAACAGAGGAGCAGCAGAUGAGCAGAAGAAGCGGAAGACUAACACGGCGACGAUAGGGUAAGCUACAUCGUAAAUUACAUAGCCACAAAUUUAUUUGGUUGGAAAUAAUUUAUUAACAGUAAAAUAGCUCGCGAAUUACCGAGCAGCGCGCGAAUUUUCGUAGUUGUAGCUAGCGUGGUAUUCGAAUUUUAUUACGGCGUAACGGUGACUCAAAGUGUCGAAAGGAGAGAUGUACAUUAUUAAGCCUAUGCGAUGAGAAAGGCGAAACGCCUAGCCGCUUCUAAAGUAUGACCUCGAAUGUUGCAAUUUAGGGAAGCCGCAUUCGGCGUGUUAUUAUCCCUACCAACAGAGGCAUACUACGGCACAAACUCACCCUAGUGGGUAAAUUAAAGGUGACGAUUGAGCUAAAACAGCUCCGCCCAAAAAUGGGUACGUCCGAUUUCGUCACGCGUCGCGUCAUUUUUGGGUCACGGCUGCUGCCGAUACCAUUUGGUCGAUACCACGACAUAGCAAAACCACGAAUUUAAAUUUUUAAUAAACAAAGAGUUGGCUAUGGAUCUGUGUUUACGAUAUGGCUUAGCCGGUGAUAUCUG